CCAAAAAAUAAUGCUUGACAUACCUGCAAGACUUUACUUGUUUGAGUGUAUAGCAGGUAGAGAAAUGUGCAUAGUAAAACCAGAGGGAUGUUAUCAACAUGCUCGUUGAUGUAUAGUUUUAGAUAAAGAAUAUUAUGAGUAUCACUAUCAUUUGAUGCAAUGAAAUAUGUGGUUAGUGAUAUAGUGAAAGUGUAAUGAGUUAGUAAAAUAAUUUUAUGUAUAAAGCCAAACUGCAUAUUAUUUAUUGAUUAUAGAAUUUGCAGUUAACUGUUAGCCUGCAUGUAAGAGCUAUGCCAUUGGUUGUAAAUCAUACAUUUGUGUACAAUAUUAAGUCUGCAGUCUGAAAUGUCUUUCUUGCAUUUCUUCUUAUGCGUGUUUGCUAGUGUGUGCAUCGAUGUUCAUGCGUAAUACCUAUCCAUCAUAGGUGACUUACCAAAAUCACCAGUUUAGUGGUAGAAUGCAACAUUGACUUUCGCAACAAACAUCCCAACUUUCCCGUAUAUUGAAUAUUCAUCAGAGUCUGCUUUUCUUUACAUUUUCCAAGCAUCCUAUAGUUCUCGUUUAUAUAGCACCUCUCAGUCACGACCCUUUGUGCUUUAACUAUUGCACCAAAAAUUUACCAGUUGGGUUAGUAACUUAGCUAGUAAAUGCUGUCACUUCAAGACGUGAUGUGUUCCCGAUCAGGCCUUUUUGUCAUGUAGUACAUGUACUUGUAUUUAUGUUGUAGGAUCAUAUUUGCCAAAAACAGACUAGAAGCGUCAUGGAUCCCUGUUAGCAAAGCCUGCAGCUGAGCUUGAGUAGUGUUGUGGAAGUUACACUUGCUACUUAUUACCCGAAUGCGUAAUGGCUCCAUCUAGUGAGACGUUAAUGUACUACAGGUGCACUUCAUGUUGUGAAUGCUUUUUCUCACGGUUGGAGUUCUUCAAUCAUGCCGAGAGAGUCCACUGUAAAGUACUGGUGUGUCAAGGUCAUGACCCGGAAGAGAACACUGAAACUGACAUUGUCAAUAACAUGGAUACAGACUUCCAGACGGCACCUAAAGCAGAAGAUCGUGUUGUGGAAAGAGUGGACAUCGACUAUGAAGCGGCAGCGUUGUUACAGCAUCAAACAGCGGAGAACACGUGUUUUACAGAAGAAGAAGAAGAAGAAGAAGAAGAAGAAGUUCCACCUGUCAUUCUGAAACUUGAAGUAAUAGAUGAUGAUCAUACCUAUAGUGAGAGUGCAGCAGGUACGUCUACGGGCGCAAACUAUGAAGAGACCGUGACUGAAUGCUAUGAGCAGAGUGAAUAUCAAAUUCAGGCGGAUAACACCGACGAGGUAAUCUUGGUUCUCAAACCCGGAACCGAUGACACAUAUUUCGAUCGGUGUCCGCAGUUCACGCCAGCUGCAGAGAUGCAGAAUCUUGUUGACAGCGAAGUGCCAUAUGACUGUGCCUCAACUUCUAGAGGCAAUGAUCUCCCUACGACGACGGCGCAAGAAAUACGCCAUCCCGAAGCUGCAACCGGCGACCAUGACAAUUUACGGCGGAAAAUCACUGCGGCUGCUCGUCCGUCUACAAAGAUGCGCGUCAGACCGCAGACGUGGGAAUCGGAAAGCAGUGGUAGGCGCAAUCUAGGGUUGUGCACGAGUGGUAUGCUUGCAUCGUCAUCUUCUGGUUCUGAUCGCAGACUCACGGUGCGAAGGCCGUGGAAACCAAAGGUAGCAACGGUGGAGAAUCAGAACCGUGCGGUGGCAUGCCCCUUCUGUCCGAAGGUUCUCAAAUUCAAAUACCUGAUGAAACACAUGCAAAUUCACACGGGCGAAAAGCCGUACAAGUGCACACUGUGUUCGUCCGCAUUCACACAGUAUUCAAGCCUGGCAUGUCAUCGAAGAAUUCACACGGGAGAGAAGCCAUAUGUGUGUAGGUGUGGGAGAGCGUUUAACGUCUCGAGUAAUUUAAGGAGGCAUCAACGACUUGCCUGCAAGCGACCUCAAGUUCCUCAAGAGAUCGUUUUAAUCUAGUAUGUUUUCUGAUCGAUUUUAGUCAUUUGCAUGCAUCCUUAAUUUUCAAGCAUUGUAAUUAAUAUCUAUGGAAAAAACAGAAAUAACCAGUUUUCUGUGCCAUUGGAAUAGAAAUGAUUUAGGACCUACCUUUGUGUAUUUUGUAUUAGUAUAAUAUAUAUUGUAUUAGUAUUGUGUAUGUAUUAAUAGCAUCUAAGCUACUAUAAAUAAACUACAAAUAUAUGCAGAAUA
This is a messenger RNA of Priapulus caudatus, 2232 nucleotides long. Its product is annotated as zinc finger protein 681-like. Gene Ontology annotation, biological process: regulation of cytokine production; negative regulation of transcription by RNA polymerase II; regulation of immune system process. The coding region runs from base 844 to 2001 and encodes 385 amino acids. The transcript is spliced from 3 exons. The record is from RefSeq and is a predicted model, not a curated record. Gene Ontology annotation, cellular component: chromosome; nucleus. Lineage: Eukaryota; Metazoa; Priapulida; Priapulimorpha; Priapulimorphida; Priapulidae. Gene Ontology annotation, molecular function: chromatin insulator sequence binding; DNA-binding transcription factor activity, RNA polymerase II-specific; RNA polymerase II transcription regulatory region sequence-specific DNA binding.